Messenger RNA from Gekko japonicus, 7292 nucleotides. RefSeq names its product zinc finger protein 638 (gene ZNF638). The coding region runs from base 333 to 7292 and encodes 2319 amino acids. Gene Ontology annotation, molecular function: mRNA binding. The record is from RefSeq and is a predicted model, not a curated record. The transcript has 22 exons. Lineage: Eukaryota; Metazoa; Chordata; Lepidosauria; Squamata; Gekkonidae. Gene Ontology annotation, biological process: regulation of RNA splicing. Gene Ontology annotation, cellular component: nucleus.
AGUAUGUGGGGCUGUUCUUUUCUGUUUCGGAAAGGAGAUGUUGAAUCCCUGUCGAGGUCGUGGCAGGCAGAGAUCUUUCGCUAGAAGAGAGGAGAUGGCUCCCGGCUCCCUUUGACCUUCUUGCAGAGCAGGCCUUCCAGUUCUCUUCCAGGUGGGGCGUCUGACUCCCCUUGACAGAGGAGCAGAGACCACUGGUGAUGGAAGACCCGACUUGGGUUGGAUUUUCUUGGCCAAGCUCUUCUGCUGCACCGGGCACGCUGUGUUGGUGAUCUCAGGAAGUUCUGGGAAGAAGCGUUUUUGCAGAGGCGCCCCACGGCCUGUUGGAUGGGAAGAUGCCAGACGGGAACAAACCAGCCGGCAACCAAGCACAGAGCGCCGAGCCGGCUGCUGGGUUGCCUCUAGACCCGCUAAGACGCUUUGUGGUGUUCUUGGAAAGUUUUACACCCCUUGUGAAUUCUCUGAAUCUUGGCAUUGCCAGCCCACUUCUGUUGGGCCCUUUACAGCUUGCUCAGAUUAAGACACAGUUGGCUCUUCACCAGUUGAACUCUGUUGCCUCACAUAAUUCUGUAGUGACUUAUGCCUUGUUAAACGAGGCAUUCCUGAAGACCGCCAUGUUUAAUCCUAGAGGAAACAUGCAUCAGCGACCAAGGGGACCUAAUGCAUCUGACACAGCCCCACAUGAGCCUUUUCGGGGGCCAAGACAAACUAGUAUUCUAGGACAGCCCCCACCUGGCCCACGUCUUGGAGGGCCCCAGCAAUUCAUGGGAAGAGAAGCAGGGGCAGGAUUUCCGAGGCCAGAUGUCCAGGUCACUCAACAUAGAACGGAUCCAAGACAAGCAAGGGAGCGGAGAAACCAGCAGAAGGAAGAUGGCCGCAACACACGCUGGGAUAAUAACCCAUUUGCCCAUGGGAAUAGUAGCCAGGGCCAGCCUGCUCCACAACACAACACAAAUGUCCCAGGCCGUUACACAAACGAGAGUGCCUCGAGCAUCUUGGCAAGCUUUGGCUUAUCUAAUGAAGACUUGGAGGAACUUAGUCGCUAUCCAGAUGAUCAACUCACACCUGAAAACAUGCCUUUAAUCUUGCGGGAUAUCCGAAUGCGCAAGAUGGCUCGCCAGUUUCCUAGUUUACCCUCCCAGAGCAGGGAAAAGGAAACCUUUCGCAGUGACGAAGGCUGUGGUUCCAUGGUAAAGAGCAAAGUGAUUGAUUAUGGGCACGAAAGCAAGUAUGGAUAUUCUGAUGGCCCCCUUGACGUCAAAGUGUACGAUGCUGGUGUGGCAACUGCAGAGACCAUGAAAGGGUUUCAGGCUCAGCAGACCGUUCCUGUGCCUACUGCACCAUCUGCUGUAGCCAGUAAUCCAAUCAACAUUGUUGAAGAACUAAUUCAGAGAAUGGGGUUUCAGAAAAGUACGCCGCCUCCCCAGAACUUUUUUGUCAUGGAUGCUGCCAACAAAAUGCCUGGAUUAUGUCUGCCUCCAGCAGGACCUGUGGCACCUGUGACAGCCCCACCAGCCCCACCCAUGAUGCCGCCUAUGAUGCCUCCGCCCAUGAUGCCUCCUGUCCCGCAGCACUUGCCUCCACCCCCCAUGAUGCCUCCUAUGAACCAGCCGCCGCCCCAUUUUGUUCCUGAAAUGCUUGGGACCGUCAACAGGCAUGACAGGAUUCAGCAUGAACCUAGGGCUAAGCCUCCUAAUGCCCCCGCUCGACCGACAGGUGGCCAGAAGAAUUUCCAGAAAACGCCUGAAGGUCCUAUAGAGUCCCCUUUUGGCGUGGUGAAAGCCACGUGGCUUCCAGCUUUUUCACAGGCCGACGCACAGAAGUUGAAGAGACUACCUACUCCCUCCAUGAUGAACGAUUACUACGCUGCAUCUCCAAGAAUAUUUCCACAUAUGUGUUCUCUGUGUAAUGUAGAAUGUAGACACUUGAAGGACUGGAUUGAGCAUCAGAAUGUUGCUACCCAUAUUGAAAGCUGUCGUCAGCUCCGCCAGCAGUACCCAGACUGGAAUCCUGAGUCUCACUCUUCAUCAAAAAGGCGUGGACGUGACAGACAGGAUACUCAUGCACCAAGGAGACAUUCUGCCAGUCCUAGCCCGAAACGGUCGAGAUUCUCAAGCUCUGGCCAUGCCAGGCAUCGAUCACGAUCCAGAAGCCCUGGAUAUCGUGGUCGGCCAAGAAGUCGAAGUCCAAGGCGCCUUCCUAGUCCCAGACACAGGUCAAGGUCUCCAUGGAGACCUCAGAAUUUUGGUGCGCAGCAUACAAGAUCCUCCAGCAAGGAAAGAGAAUCAGGAAGAUCUAGAUCUGCAGACAAGGCUUUGGAAGCUGUAGUGAAAUGUUUGGGGCCCCGGUUUGUCGAACAGUUCAAUAAACAGAAGUCACAACAGGAAGCAGGCCGAGGGGCCUUGGGACCAAGGAGAACACCACCUGAGCCGGGGAAGACAGUUGGAAAUGUGAAGAAGAAAACGAGCAGUCCUCCUGCUCCUCAGGAGACUUCCAAGAGGGAUUCAGUUUCUCAUGGCCCAUCGGAUGCUAAGGCAAAGCCGCCUGAGGCUGGUGGUGCGCCAAACAAAGGAGGACUGGCUGCGGAAGGCAAAAACAAGACAUUGCCUGUGGGUGCACCAAUAAAGGAUACAAGCGUGGCCCCCCCUCCUCCUUACCACAGGCUUUUGUCAGACAAAGUCUUGAGUUGUGGUACAGUUCUUCAUAUAUCUGAUCUACCAAAUGAUGGCUAUACAGAUCAAGAGAUUGAGAAAAUUGUUCUUCCCUUUGGAAAAGUUAGUGACUUUGUAGUGAUUCGUUCUAAAAAUGAGGCCUUCCUAGAAAUGAAUUAUAAAGAAGCGGUAAUAGCAGCUGUCAAAUACGGUGAAACAGUUCCAGUUUUGGUUAAUGGAAGGCGCGUGAAAAUCAGCAUUGCAGAAAAGCCCAAACCACCACCCAGCCAGCCACAGAACAAAGAAAAUGAGAAGAAAGCUGUGCAGAAUGUCAAGAAGCCGCCCCCUCUGAACACAAAGAAAGAGAAGACCAACUCUGCUGCUAAAACACCCCAAACGGCUUCACCUGCGACCCCCACUGCAAAACCUGAUGAGAAGAAGCCUGGAGAACCCCGAAAGGUUGGGGAGACUAAGGCAGGCGUAGAACAGAAGAAGGCAGAAGAUCCAGUGAAAUCUAGGGGUACAAAGGCACCUGUGGAACAAAAGAAACCUGCAGAUCCUAAGAAGACUGAGGAGGCCAAAAAGCCAGUAGCUACCAAUAAGAGCACGGACACCAAGAAAACUGCUGACUCCAAGGCAAAAGAAGCCAACAAGGCAAAAGAAGCCGGCAAGGCAAAAGAAGCCAACAAGGCAAAAGAAGCCAGCAAGGCAAAAGAAGCCAGCAAGGCAAAAGAAGCCAGCAAGGCAAAAGAAGCCGGCAAGGCAAAAGAAACCAGCAAGGCAAAAGAAACCAGCAAGGCAAAAGAAGCCAGCAAGGCAAAAGAAGCCAACAAGGCAAAAGAAGCCAAUAUGGCAAAAGAAGCGAACAACCCUACAGAUGCAACAGGUACUGCAGAGGCUUUACAGAGUACAGAAGCAGGUGACUCAGCCAUUAAGGAAGUAGAAGAGACAUGUGUGGUGGUGAUUUCUAAUCUACCGGAGGCAGGGUUAUCUCUGGAUGAAAUUUCCAACUUAGCCAAGCCCUUUGGAGGACUGAAAGAUGUUUUAGUACUGUCUUCACAUAAAAAGGCAUACCUAGAAAUAAGUCAGAAAUCUGCCGACUCCUUAGUGAAGUUUUACAGCUGCUUUCCAAUGUUUGUGGAAACAACCAAGCUGUGCAUUAGUAUGGCAUCCGAAUUCAAGGAUAUAAAAAAUGAGGAAGCUAUAUUUAUUGCUAUGAUUAAAGACGCCAAUCCAAAGGUGAACGUGGAAUCUCUACACUCACAGUUUGUGCAUCUUGGCAACUUGCCCGACAGAGGGUACUCUGAACUCGAAAUACUGUGUGUCGGGCUUCGAUUUGGACGAGUGGAUCACUACAUGGUGAUAAGCAAUAAGAGAAAGGCAAUUCUUCAGUUGGAUAGUGCAGAGUCAGCUGCAUCCAUGUGUCGCUUUUUGAAAAGAUACCCUUACAGACUGGGGGAGUCACAGCUGACGUUCUCACGAUCACCAAAGAUUGAACCUUUGCCAGUUGAAGUCACAAGAAAGGAGGUGAGAAAACAAGAGCCAAGCAAAGAGAGCCCUGACUUGAAAAAAAAUCCCGAAGGAUCAGGAUUGGUGCACGCGGCUUCCGUUCCUUCAGCAAAGCCCACUGAGGCCAAGGAGGAGCCCAGUUCUAAGUUGAAGGUUGCAACGGCAGAAGUGAAGAAUGAACCUUCGGAGAAGAUGGAAUGUGAAGCUCCGUCAAAGCCAUCAAAGACUGUAACUUCGGAGGGCAAGUUGGCAGCAUUGACUACCAAACCAGUUGACUUCAGUCCGUCUGAAGUAAAAGCUGAACAAGUCUCUGCUUCGUCGUCCAGCCUCGGAAAGGAAGAAAAGGUUCCAGAUAAGGCUGAUGCUGAAUUGCUGGGAAGUGCAUCGACCUCCACAGCAAGGGACAAAGAUCAAGAAUUAGCGGACCCUGCUGGUGAGCUCUCAGAAGAGUUGAAGGGCACAGCCAAAACAGGAGGGAUAGGCGCGGAUCCUGCCAAGACAGAGCAAGGAGCAGAGACAGCUCCUGCCAUCUGUGAGACAGUACUCCCGGGCUCUGCAGAAGCUCCAGUGGAGGAACUGUCAGGGGAAGACCUCCAAUCAAACACCAAGCUGGUACCUCCAGGAACAGAUCAUACCGACACAUCGAGAAACCUCCCUGAAAGGUCUGCCUCUGAGGUGGGGGCGGGGGCAGAGAAGGAGCCUGAGACUCCCUCGUCUGCAGUGGAAGGCAGCAUGGAGGUGGAACCUGAGACGACUGUGCUUGAGACUACGGAACCUGCCAAGGGGAAGCCGGAACUACAGACGGGCAAGGUGGAGGCAGCCUCAGAGAAGCAGCCUGAAGUGUUGAUAUCAACGGACAGGUCAACCCAGGAGGAGAAGCUUGGAAAGAAGGCAGAUAACAGAAGUCGUGAGCAAAGUUUGCCCAAGUCACAGCCGAGAAAGGAAACGGGACAAGACCGGCCCGCGGAAUCUAGUAAAGCUGAAGUGUUUGCUACGGAAUUGGCACCCAGUGCAGAAGCUACCUCCGUCAGUAAAACCAUCUUAAAGGCUUUGAUGUCUGUUCCAAAUAUAUCAAAGAAAAGAACUGUGACACGAAGGAAGGAGGAGCAGAAGCCCUCCGUAAGGCCAGGAACCAGGAGCAGCACAGUUGCCGAGAAGAAACCCGUGCCAAAAGAAGCGAGUCACCAGAGACCGACGAACAGCAGGUCAAACCUGCCAGAUAGCAAAUCUAAACUGAGGCUGAGUUCUCUUGUUGUUAAGGUAGGCAGUGGGAAGAGCUCAUCACAGCAAGACAAGGACUCCCAAGUGGAAACUAAGGGUAGCUCAAAGCAGACCCAAGAGCAAGAGGCUAGAUCAUCCGCCACGAAGCGUGAGAGCAGCAAAGAAAAGGUUUUUGCUGGGAGAAAUACUAGAAGUUCUAACAAUGGCACAAGCCCAAAAGAGGAAGAAGAGCUUUUCCCAUUUAACUUGGAUGAGUUUGUUACUGUGGAUGAAGUUACAGAUGAAGUGGACACUCCCUCCCAGCCUAAAAGGAACCCUCUGAGGGGUAAGAGGAAGGAAGCUGCCCAUGAGCCCAGCUCCAAGAGAAGGAAGGGCAAGAGCUCUGUUGCUCACGGAGCUGCUGAGCAGGAGCUGUCCUUUGUUACGUUGGAUGAGAUUGGAGAGGACGAAGGGGGGAUGGCCCAAGUUCCAGAACAUCUAGAAGCCAUGCCAGAUCCCCUGGAAGCUGUGCCAGAAACCCUGGAAGCUGUGCCAGAUCCCCUGGAAGCUGUGCCAGAUCCCCUGGAAGCUGUGCCAGAUCCCCUGGAAGCCGUGCCAGAUCCCCUGGAAGCCGUGCCAGAUCCCCUGGAAGCCAUGCCCGAUCCCCAGUUGUUGGUCACCGUUGACGAAGUGAACGAUGAGGAAGAACUCAUCUCUGAAGUGGCCCAGGAUCCACAGGCACUUGUUACUUUGGAUGAGAUCUCUGAGCAAGAAGACCCUGCUGCUCAGGAGACCAUGAAAGAAGCGGAUGGAGAGCCAGACCUUAAAGCAGAGCCCUUAGUAACGGUGGAUGAAAUUGGAGAAGUGGAAGAUUUACCUCUGAAUGAGCCUUCGCAUUUUGAGACUGAGACCUUGGAUGACAGGCAAGGAGAAAAGCAAGUGCUUGAGGACCCUGGCGAUUUCCUUUCCUCCCAGGUGCCGGAAGACCCUGGCGAUUUCCUUUCCUCCCAGGUGCCGGAAGACCCUGGUGAUUUCCUUUCCUCCCAGGUGCCGGAAGACCCUGGCGAUUUCCUUUCCUCCCAGGUGCCGGAAGACCCUGGCGAUUUCCUUUCCUCCCAGGUGCCGGAAGACCCUGGCGAUUUCCUUUCCUCCCAGGUGCCGGAAGACCCUGGUGAUUUCCUUUCCUCCCAGGUGCCGGAAGACCCUGGUGAUUUCCUUUCCUCCCAGGUGCCGGAAGACCCUGGUGAUUUCCUUUCCUCCCAGGUGCCGGAAGACCCUGGCGAUUUCCUUUCCUCCCAGGUGCCGGAAGACCCUGGCGAUUUCCUUUCCUCCCAGGUGCCGGAAGACCCUGGUGAUUUCCUUUCCUCCCAGGUGCCGGAAGACCCUGGUGAUUUCCUUUCCUCCCAGGUGCCGGAAGACCCUGGUGAUUUCCUUUCCUCCCAGGUGCCGGAAGACCCUGGCGAUUUCCUUUCCUCCCAGGUGCCGGAAGACCCUGGCGAUUUCCUUUCCUCCCAGGUGCCGGAAGACCCUGGUGAUUUCCUUUCCUCCCAGGUGCCGGAAGACCCUGGUGAUUUCCUUUCCUCCCAGGUGCCGGAAGACCCUGGUGAUUUCCUUUCCUCCCAGGUGCCGGAAGACCCUGGCGAUUUCCUUUCCUCCCAGGUGCCGGAAGACCCUGGCGAUUUCCUUUCCUCCCAGGUGCCGGAAGACCCUGGUGAUUUCCUUUCCUCCCAGGUGCCGGAAGACCCUGGUGAUUUCCUUUCCUCCCAGGUGCCGGAAGACCCUGGUGAUUUCCUUUCCUCCCAGGUGCCGGAAGACCCUGGCGAUUUCCUUUCCUCCCAGGUGCCGGAAGACCCUGGCGAUUUCCUUUCCUCCCAGGUGCCGGAAGAAAGGAUGUGGGCAGAAUGGGGGGGGUGCAGAGGAGAGCGACGAGUAUGA